This is a messenger RNA of Cyprinodon tularosa, 2130 nucleotides long. RefSeq lists its product as uncharacterized. Bases 1 to 2130 code for a protein of 709 amino acids. The transcript is spliced from 4 exons. NCBI's taxonomy places the organism in Eukaryota, Metazoa, Chordata, Actinopteri, Cyprinodontiformes, Cyprinodontidae. The record is from RefSeq and is a predicted model, not a curated record.
AUGUCUGGUUCUAGGAGAAUCCAACCCAGACUGUCUACGAGGUUCCAGAGACGCAGUCCUCCCAGGUUCCUGCUGCAGAGACGUCGUCCCCCCAGGUUCCUGCUGCAGAGACACCAUCGUCCCAGGUUCCUGCUGCAGAGACACCAUAGUCCCAGGUUCCUGCUUCAGAGACGCCAUGGUCCUAGGUUCCUGCAAAAGAGACGCAGUCCUCCCAGGUUCCGGCUGCAGAAACGCCAUCGUCCCAGGUUCUUGCUGCAGAGACACCAUCGUCCCAGAUUCCUGCUUCAGAGAAGCCAUUGUCCCAGGUUCCUGCUGCAGAGACACCAUUGUCCCAGGUUCCUGCUGCAAAGACAACAUAGUCCCAGGUUCCUGCUGCAGAGACACCAUCAUCCCAGGUUCCUGCUUCAGAGAAGCCAUUGUCCUAGGUUCCUGCAACAGAGACGCAGUCCUCCCAGGUUCCGGCUGCAGAAACGCAAUCAUCCCAGGUUCCUGCUGGAGAGACACCAUCGUCCCAGGUUCCUGCUUCAGAGAAGCCAUCGUCCCAGGUUCCUGCUGCAGAGACGCCAUUGUCCCAGGUUCCUGCUGCAAAGACACCAUAGUCCCAGGUUCCUGCUGCAAAGACACCAUAGUCCCAGGUUCCUGCUUCUGAGAUGCCAUCAUCCCAGGUUCCUGCUUCAGAGACGCCAUCGUCCCAGGUUCCUGCUUCAGAGACACCAUCGUCCUAGGUUCCUGCAACAGAGACGCAGUCCUCCCAGGUUCCGGCUGCAGAAACGCCAUCAUCCCAGGUUCCUGCUGGAGAGACACCAUCGUCCCAGGUUCCUGCUGCAGAGACACCAUUGUCCCAGGUUCCUGUUGCAGAGACGCCGUCCCCCCAGGUUCCUGCUGCAGAGACAUCGUCCUCCCAGGUUCCUGCUUCAGAGACGCCAUCGUCCCAGGUUCCUGCUUCAGAGACACCAUCGUCCUAGGUUCCUGCUUCAGAGACACCAUCGUCCUAGGUUCCUGCUUCAGAGACGCCAUCGUCCCAGGUUCCUGCUUCAGAGACACCAUCGUCCUAGGUUCCUGCUUCAGAGACACCAUCGUCCUAGGUUCCUGCUUCAGAGACACCAUCGUCCUAGGUUCCUGCUUCAGAGACGCCAUCGUCCCAGGUUCCUGCUUCAGAGACGCCAUCGUCCUAGAGACGCCAUCGUCCUAGGUUCCUGCUUCAGAGACGCCAUCGUCCUAGGUUCCAACUGCAGAGACGCCGUCCCCACGGCCAUCCUUCAGAGAACAUUCAGAGCCUCCUACUCUGAAGAGGAGAACAUUCAGAGCCUCCUUCUCUGUGGAGGAGAACAUUCAGAGCCUCCUUCUCUGUGGAGAACAUUCAGAGCCUCCUUCUCUGAAGAGGAGAACAUUCAGAGCCUCCUUCUCUGGAGGAGAACAUUCACAGCCUCCUUCUCUGUGGAGAACAUUCAGAGCCUCCUACUCUGUGGAGGAGAACAUUCAGAGCCUCCUACUCUGAAGAGGAGAACAUUCAGAGCCUCCUUCUCUGUGGAGGAGAACAUUCAGAGCCUCCUUCUCUGUGGAGAACAUUCAGAGCCUCCUUCUCUGAAGAGGAGAACAUUCAGAGCCUCCUUCUCUGGAGGAGAACAUUCACAGCCUCCUUCUCUGUGGAGAACAUUCAGAGCCUCCUUCUCUGAAGAGGAGAACAUUCACAGCCUCCUUCUCUGUGGAGAACAUUCAGAGCCUCCUUCUCUGAAGAGGAGAACAUUCAGAACCUCCUUCUCUGGAGGAGAACAUUCACAGCCUCCUUCUCUGUGGAGAACAUUCAGAGCCUCCUUCUCUGAAGAGGAGAACAUUCACAGCCUCCUUCUCUGUGGAGAACAUUCAGAGCCUCCUUCUCUGGAGGAGAACAUUCACAGCCUCCUUCUCUGUGGAGAACAUUCAGAGCCUCCUUCUCUGUGGAGGAGAACAUUAAGAGCCUCCUUCUCUGGAGGAGAACAUUCACAGCCUCCUUCUCUGUGGAGAACAUUCAGAGCCUCCUUCUCUGAAGAGGAGAACAUUCAGAGCCUCCUUCUCUGGAGGAGAACAUUCACAGCCUCCUUCUCUGUGGAGAACAUUCAGAGCCUCCUUCUCUGUGGAGGAGAACAUUAA